AAAUACAUAGUUUUAAAUUACAGUGUUUAGAAUCAGAGUGAAGUUGAAAUAUAGUAGGUCAGAUAGAAUUUACUUUAAAUGUGCUUUCUAGCACAGCAAAGUGCACUUGUUCUUUUAAUUGUAAAUUCAGUUUUCGGAAGUCAUUUACCUAACACUUCCUGCCCACCAUCAGAUGUAACAUACACUCCACCCAGUCCUCCACCCCUUGCUGGGUCAACUGGAGGAAGUUGUAAAAUUCCAGAUGAAUGUGGUGGCAUGCAGAUAUGCUCUAAAAGUGGUAUUUGUGAAGCCCCUGAGUGUUCAACAGAUGCAGAUUGUGAGGCCAAAACAGACCAUCCUGUCAAAUGUCAAACACUUGGAGCUAUGUCUUCUUGUGUUCAUCAAUUCUGUGAUAGUAAUAAUAACUGCACCAAACUGGGAGAAGGCUAUGGAUGCUAUUUAAAUCAAUGUAAACCCCGCUAUGGCAAAUGCACUGACUCCUGUGAUUGUGUUACCAUGUAUGGACUGCAACAAGGAGAAGGAAUAUGUGAGGAAAAAAAUUGUUUUUGUAGAACUCGACACAUAUCUGAGUGCAAAAAAACUACUAGUCCACCUGGAAUAGAUCCCAUUACUCCACCAGUAAAAGAGGAUAUAACAACAACUAAACCACCAGCCCAGUUUAUAACUGAAUCAAUAACAGCUAUAAACACUAUGGUGACUCCCCCUAUUCACAGAGGAAAUAGUCCCUCUCCAAAUGAUACCUGCAUUGUUCCUGCAGUUCAAAGUUUAGGAAAUCUUAAUGAUGCUUGCAGUGUCCAAAGUGCUUGCAAUGCAAUGUCUGACCUUGUGUGCUCUAUGGACAAUGGUACAGAUAUGGGUACAUGCAAACAGUUAUCAUGUACAACCAAUGCAGAGUGUAUCAAAGGAUCUUUUCCAAUGGAAUGUGGAGGUGGAUUUUGUAGGAAGAAAGAUUGUUCCAAUACAGUUUGCCCAGAUGGAUAUGGUUGUUACAGUGAUGGACAAUGUAAAAAGAUUUUAGGAAAAUGUGAUUUUGUUUGUGAUUGUGGAGAAUGUCCUGAGUUAGAUUGUUUCAAAAAUCAAUGCUAUUGCACCAAUGAUUUAGAUGCAUGUGGAACACCUUCUGGAUUACCAAACCCACCAAUUGGAGGUAUUUCUGUUCCUAAAGUGUCCCAUGAAAACUGUUCUGUUGCUGAGUGUCCAAGUGACUGGGUGAAAACAAGUGUUGGCUGUUACAAGCUAAUCUCAGAACUCUCCUCCUUUGAUGAUGCUGUAUCUAAAUGUAAAGCACAGAAAGGUUUUCUUGCGAAAGUUGACUCAAAGAAGGAAAUGGAAGAAUUGCUUGGUUCUGUUUUAGAAAAUGGAAUACUUGUGACCUGGAUUGGCCUGAAAAAGACUGAUGGUGUUGCAAAGUGGGUGGUUGACUUAACCCCUAUUGAAUACUCUCCCAGUGCUUAUGUCAGGAUUGAAACUGACCCUGAAAAAGCCUGUGUCCAAACAUUCAGCACCUACUGGCAAAACUCUCUAUGCUCAAGUAUGCUGCCUGCACUGUGUGAAAUCAAUCCAAGCAACAAAAAAUAAAUAAAUAGGGAUUAAAAGGGAAGAACUUAAAAUCAAAUUUUGAUAAAUUCUUGCUCAAUAUUUU
Messenger RNA from Eurytemora carolleeae, 1642 nucleotides. RefSeq lists its product as uncharacterized. The record is from RefSeq and is a predicted model, not a curated record. Bases 79 to 1578 code for a protein of 499 amino acids. Lineage: Eukaryota; Metazoa; Arthropoda; Copepoda; Calanoida; Temoridae. The transcript is spliced from 17 exons.